Messenger RNA from Pseudomassariella vexata, 327 nucleotides. RefSeq names its product transcription factor Pcc1-domain-containing protein. The transcript is spliced from 2 exons. The record is from RefSeq and is a predicted model, not a curated record. Gene Ontology annotation, cellular component: EKC/KEOPS complex. NCBI's taxonomy places the organism in Eukaryota, Fungi, Ascomycota, Sordariomycetes, Amphisphaeriales, Pseudomassariaceae. Bases 1 to 327 code for a protein of 108 amino acids.
AUGACUGCUUCCACGGGAUCGCAGGAUUUUCCCUGUGUCUUAACACUGGAUGUCCCAUUCCCCACUGCACGUCUAGCAUCGAUUGCCUUGCAGUCUUUGCAAGUCGACAAGGAACUUUCGGCCCUCGUUCGAAGAACAUUUUCCAUUUCCUCCUCAAUAGAGGGUGCGCGCGGCGACUCAGACAAGAUACUCAAGGUGGAAUAUAAGGCUACCACCAACAGGAUGCUCCGCGUGGCCUUCAAUUCAUUCAUGGAAAGCUUGAACCUAGUCGUUGAAGUGAUGGAAGAGUUGGACGCGGACGUACUAUCCACGCCCAUUGCGGCAUGA